AUGAAACUCAGAGCUCUACUACGAGAUAAGGACGUGACGGAAGUGGCAGCAACGCUGGAAUUGAUUAAGCCAGGUGUCCGCGAGCUCAGCUCGUUUUUGACUACGCAUGAAACAAAGAAGAAAGGUGACGGAAAAUCAAUCCAGUGGAUGUCGGACACGGAAUAUAUUUGCGAGGUUGUGCGCUUCCGACUAUCGGAGUCCGUCGUUGAAGACGCUCUAGCUAAACUGAGAGGUGGUUUGGCAAAAGGGGAGGAGAUUGAGCUGGACAUUGGCAGAUUUACCCGGGUGCAGUUAGAAGCGAUGCAGUCGCUGUGGAAUUGGCAGGCUACAUGCCGGAAUGCGGUACUGUGUUGCACGUGGCUAAGCCAAGACGUGAAAGUGCUCGAGUGCUGGCCAUACACACCGCUACAUGGCUUUGGCUUCGACCUGACCUACCCAGACCUUUUCUGCUUCAGAGACUCCGCUUGGCUGAACGACAACGCCUUGCGGGCGUUUACCGUGUUUCUGUCUACUUACAAGAACAACGUGACGGUGAUGGUUCCUCCUCUUAAGAAGGGUAAGAUGGGGAAGCACAUACUCGCACCAACGUCGCUGGAUGAGGUUGCUAGUGGUAUUGAGGCGCAUGCUUUUGUAUUUAUGCCGGUCAAUUUUGGUGGAGUUCAUUGGGGAUGCAUCGUAGUGGACCGUGAAGCGCGGCUAGUGUGGUUGAAGACGUAUGACAGCAUGGGUGGGAAGAGAAACAAGAAACGGCUUAAGAAGAUGGCAAGCGAGCUCCUUGCAGGCCCCCUUGAGGUUGAAGCUUACAGCGACAUCGAAGUGACGGAGCCGAAGCAGACAGAUAGCGAUAGCUGCGGGGUGUUUGCGUGCCGUCUAUUGUGGACGUGUGUUGACAGCGAAGUGCCAAGUGAUGUGUCUCCCAGUGGCGUCACCAAGCUGCGUUGGGCAAUGCUGCACAAGAUCACCACGAUGAAGCGUAGCUAG
Messenger RNA from Phytophthora sojae, 981 nucleotides. RefSeq lists its product as hypothetical. The coding region runs from base 1 to 981 and encodes 326 amino acids. Gene Ontology annotation, biological process: proteolysis. Gene Ontology annotation, molecular function: cysteine-type peptidase activity. The record is from RefSeq and is a predicted model, not a curated record. Lineage: Eukaryota; Oomycota; Peronosporomycetes; Peronosporales; Peronosporaceae. The transcript has 4 exons.